AUGAAUUUGAAAAAUGGCAUACAUUCAUCGCACAAUAUUCCACUGGAGGCCGCUAUUUCAAAGCAUACAGUCCCGGUAGAUUCGUCUCCAACCACUUCUCUGCUGUCAGCUUGUGCAGGACUUGACAAAGGGGGUGGAGUAUGUCUCCUUAAUGAUACUAUCAACGGAAAAUAUAAGCCCAGUACGACAUUUGCAAUCUACUCUACCGCUGUUUUGCCGCAGUCCUGGCUGGAUAUACUUCUUUGUUCGGUAGACCGAGACAGAACUUAUAUCGAAAGGCUAAACGAGCUGGCGAAAUGUAUUUCGGCGAAUUUACCGAUAUACACUUCCUGGGAUGGCUUGGGAACAGCCGAUUGCAGCGAGGGGGCUUCCUCACGCCAACUGCAUUCGCUGCCUACUUCGCUAUCUACCCUUCCACACCGGGGACAAACAUCCCAAGUGGACAUUCUGACACAGAGCAGACCACGCUUUCUGCUGAAUGCCUGUUUGUAUAAGAAUCAUUGCAUCAUCGGACAUCAUAGUGUUAUCCAGACACUAUUGAUCGUAUUGCGAAGACCGUGGUGUGUGCUCGAAAUAUGUGUUGGUAGUACUGAGGAUGAUUACAGUACAACAAAUGUUCUCAUGCAGAUCCUGUCAUUCGCCAGACUUGCCCAACAAAGAGACAAAUCCGGCUAUGAGACAGCAGUAUUCUUGCUAGAACACGAGCUUGAGAAACGACAUGACUCAUUUGAUCUUCUAUCAAUGCCUGUUAUUGGAAGUCUGGAACGCGAAGAAGGAACUCCAAUCAGUCUCAGCGCCGAAGAAGUGUCGUACAAACGGUUAAUCAGUUCUUACGAACGGUGCAAUCGUUCGGUCUUUCUCACUAGCUUGAAGUCCUUCAAUUCCUUCUGGAUAUGUCUUAUUUGCGUUUUCGCAGUGGAAAUCGGGGUGACUUUCUCCAGUAUUAUUGACAUACUAGCUGGAGGAAAGCAAAAACUGCCAAAACAAAGAGUUGUCCUGCCAGCAGAACAGAAAAGGCGCAAAUCGGAAAGAUCUGUUGGUCUCGUAUAUUCACCGGCAAGAUACGACGACACUUGUGGAAGUAACGAUAUAGCAGAAGAUAUGGUUCAAUUAUACGAACUUGUUUUGCUCAGAAUACGUGAUUGUGUGUGA
Molecule: messenger RNA, 1152 nt
Organism: Talaromyces proteolyticus
Lineage: Eukaryota; Fungi; Ascomycota; Eurotiomycetes; Eurotiales; Trichocomaceae
Exons: 1
Coding region: 1-1152 (383 amino acids)
Source: RefSeq, a predicted model, not a curated record